AUGACCAGGUAUGCCAGCGUCUCUUCCUGCUUUCUGAUGUACCUGUCCCUGGUGCUGACUCCUCCAAGCAGCCACGCCAAGGGCCCCGAUGCCACCCAGAGCACAAGCGAGGUGCCGGCGCUGCGGGGCCGUGCUGGAGGUGCAGUGCCAAUGUUGGAGUGGGGCAUCCUGGGCGUGCUGGUGCAGCAUCCAAAGAGAGAUCCUGCACAGCCCGGCCAGGGGCCACAGAUGCGCGGGGCCUGCAGAGCCCGGGCGCUGAGCAGAGAAGGACUCCAGGGAAAGCCGGGACUGCCGGGCAGCGUUGCUGUCAGCAGCGAAAACCCCGCACAAAAGAGCAGAGACUCUGAAUACAAACGGAACCCGCAGAUCAAAACCCACAAUAUCCGAGGCAAGGAACCGCAGAGCGAAAAAUCUUCAGCAGGAAAAACCUUCAGCUGCGUGACUCCUGCCGGUCGCUAUGAGAGAACGCAGGCGCUAUCGGCCUGGUCGGUGCCGCUCCCCAGCUCCCAGCGGGGCGGGAGGGGCGGCGGACGGCAAAGGGCGAGUCCAGGAGCUGCCGGACUCUGCUCCUCGGCGGAUUUACAAACCGGGCACCCGCCUGUACCCGCGGUGGGUGCAGGGAGCGGCCCCGAGCCGCGCCCGCCCGGAGCCCCGCAGAGCCGGGCCGGGCAGAGCCGAGCCGAGCCGAGCCGAACCGAGCCCAGCCCCGCACGGCAGAGCUCCGCAGAGCCCAGCCCCGGCCCCGCCCGGCCGGGCGGUCCCGAGGGUUCCGCCCGCCCCCGUCCCGCCGGCGCUUCCGGGCCGCGCUCCGGGCCGGGCAUGGGGGAGCGCAGCGCGGCGCGGCGGGAGGACACGGCCCGGCGGCUGGCGCGGUUCGCGGCGCUGCGAGGCGCGGCCGCCCGGCCCGGCGAGCUGUGGGACGUGGUGGUGCUGACGGCGGCGGACGCGGCGCAGGCGGGCGCGUUCCGGGAGCAGCUGGCGGAGAAGCUGCGGCGGGAGCAGCUGCCCAGGGCCGUCCGGUACCUCGUGUGCGCCGACCCGCCGGGGCCCAGGAUCGGAAAUGGUGGAUCAACUCUUCAUGCUCUUCGGUGCUUGGAAGAGCAGUAUGGUGAUCAGUGGACUUCCUUCACUGUGCUGCUAAUCCAUUCUGGUGGUUACAGCCAGCGUUUGCCAAGUGCAAGUGCCCUGGGCAAGAUCUUCACAGCCCUGCCGCUGGGCGAGCCCGUGUACCAGAUGCUGGAGCUGAAGCUGGCCAUGUACAUCGACUUCCCCCGUCACAUGAAACCAGGAGUGCUCGUCACGUGCUCGGAUGACAUAGAGCUGUACAGCACCGGCGUCACAGAAGCCAUCACCUUUGACAAACCUGGCUUUACUGCCUUGGCCCACCCCUCAGACCUGGCAGUCGGGACCACGCACGGGGUGUUUGUGCUGGAUCCGUGCAGCUUUUCAGGAAAGGGAGGGCUGGAGUAUGGAUCAUGCUACCGCUUCCUGCACAAGCCUGACGUGCAGACCAUGCGGCAGAGUGGUGCGGUGUGCGUGAGGAGGGGUCACCCUCAGCUCGGCUCCCCCGGGAGCUGCGGAGACUCGGCCGUGGCCUCGGAGUGUGUGUACACAGACAGUGUAUUCUACAUGCACCACAGCACUGCCCAGCAGCUCCUGCAGUUCUAUAAGCAGAUGGGCACUCUGGCCUGUGAAAUAGAUGCGUAUGGUGACUUUCUCCAGGCCCUGGGGCCUGGAGCCACCCCAGAUUACACCAAAAACACAAGUAAUGUCUCCAAGGUGGACCCAGGGUUGGUGGCAGUGCGGCAGCAGCUGUACUCCCUCCUGCAAGGCACCGCCCUGAAUGUCAUAGUCCUCAACAACUCCCAGUUCUACCACAUCGGGACUACUCAGGAGUAUUUGUUUCAUUUUACUGCUGAGAGCAAACUGAGAUUUGAGCUUGGCUUGCGGCCUGUGGCUUUUAGCAUCUUCCCUGACUCAGCCAAGACCUUGGAUCAGUUGAGCAUCAUCCAGAGCAUCCUUGAGCCCGGGUGUGUGAUAGGGCCUGGCUCUGUCGUUGAAUACUCCAGAAUUGGGCCUGAAGUCUCAGUAGGGAAAGGCAGCAUUGUUAGUGGGUCCUACAUAAAUUUCAGUGUGGACAUACCCUCACACUGCUUCCUGAGUUCAGUAAGUGUGAAAAUGACUGGUCGAGUGGAGUAUGUCACCAUGGUGUUCGGUGUAGGCGACGACUUGAAAAAGUGUGUGAAAUUGCUGUCAGAUAUACACUCCCUCCAGUUUUUUGGAGUCAGCUUGCCAGAAUGCCUUGACCUCUGGAGCUUAGAGGCUUCAGACCAGCUCUUCUCCAGUGAGGGCACACAUCUGGGGCUGUGGACUGCAAGGAUUUUCCCUGUUUGUUCUAGUCUGAGUGAAUCAGUUAGGAUGUCCCUGAACAUGCUGAAUUCUGUGCAGCACAAGUCAGCUUUCAAACUGAGUGGCUUUCAGCUUCUGUCUGUUGAAGAAAUGCUCACCUACAAAGAUGUGGAAGACAUGCUGAAGUUUAGGAAACAAAUUUAUUAUGAAAUCUGCCUAGAAAGACAAAAAGAGAAGUCUGAUUAUAGAAUGAACGGUACUUGAUCAAACCUCCUGUUUUCAUUUGUGGACAAUUGAUUACUUCCCUGCUUGUAAGAAUCCUAAGGGAGAAGUACACAGAUCUCUUCUCUGAUCUCAUUGAAGUAGAAAUGAAGGAAUUGCAUAACAUUAAUAAUGCAGCAAAUGCAAAUAAAGUGUUCUUUGAUUAAAACAGGGAAAUAUUUCAGAUCUAAAAACAGUAUUUGGUGACCUUUUGUGCGUUGGAUGUUAUGUCUUGUAGCUUUUUGUCAGAAUACAAUAGAGAAAAAAUGUCUGUUUGGCUGAAAACAGCUUUAAAAGCUUUUAAAGGGUAGAAUAGUAGCAAUGUGGAAUAAUACAACAACUUAUGUUUCCCUCUUUUUAUGCUGCCAUUUUGCAAUACAGUUUCAGACAGUAGUUAGGUGGAGGUAAAAUGAUUAAAAGUGCUUUUAAUUCAAGAUAUCUUGUCCUGGGCAUUAAUAAAUUUUUCUCUUUUGUUUCUUAA
Messenger RNA from Melospiza melodia melodia, 3091 nucleotides. RefSeq names its product fucose-1-phosphate guanylyltransferase (gene FPGT). The record is from RefSeq and is a predicted model, not a curated record. The transcript is spliced from 6 exons. The coding region runs from base 1 to 2613 and encodes 870 amino acids. Lineage: Eukaryota; Metazoa; Chordata; Aves; Passeriformes; Passerellidae. Gene Ontology annotation, molecular function: transferase activity, transferring phosphorus-containing groups.